Molecule: messenger RNA, 1053 nt
Organism: Rotaria sordida
Lineage: Eukaryota; Metazoa; Rotifera; Eurotatoria; Philodinida; Philodinidae
Source: the annotation of a GenBank genome assembly
AUGCUUCGAUCACCAGCAGAAUUGUUGUAUGAUAAAUUGAGUGGUAUUGCUUGUCUAUUUAAACCAGCUGAUAUGAAGAUGCAACAUUUUUUUACUAUUAUACAAGAAAGAUUAGCAUCAGCAUUCAAUCAAAUGUCUUGUCGACCACCAAUGAAUCGUGUUGAUAUUAUACGUGAUAGUCAAACAGGAAAAGAAAUGGUUGUUUCAUCUGUUGAUCUAUCUGAUACGAUACAAGCAUUAGGUCCACGUUAUCAACCAGAAGAUUUUGAUAUUCAAUCAAUUUUUCCAUUAGAACCUUUUUCAUCUGGAUUACAGAUUGUGAGUAUUAAUGAUGAAUCAAAAUGUCUCGAUCAAAUUAAAGAUGGUCAACCAUUGAGAUGCUAUCAUAUUCAAGGCAAAAUGGGUGAAUCAACAAAUACACUUGACGCUAAUGGCGUUAUUGUUGAAAAAAGCACUUACAAACAUGUAAAUCGAUCUAAAACUGAACGUGUUUGUGCUCUAAUUCAAAGUAGUUUUCAAGCAUCAAUGUUUAAAAUGUCAGGAAUCAGCCCAUUUACUCAAGCUGGUUUUGAAUUAGCUAAAGCUGGCUUAUGGAAACCUCGUGAUCAUACUCUACCACCUAUAGUUUAUGGUCUUAAAUUACUUAAUUUUAAAGCACCAUUUUUUGAUAUUGAAAUGUAUGUUAUUAAUGAACAAGAAAUUCAUUUAAAAGAAGUUAUUCUCGAUAUUGGUAUACGUUUACGUACAAGUACACUUUCAGAAUCAAUACGUCGUACAAAUAUUGGUCCAUUUAAUAUUCAACAUUGUUUAGUUAUUGAUGAAAUAACACCUGAUAGUCUAGUUAAUAAUAUAAAUACAAUUGAAACAAUAAUUGAAAAAUCAAAUUUAUUAGAUAAAACAGUUCUUGUUAAUAAAACACAUAUAGAAGAAACAAAAUUACUUGGAAAACAAUCCGAUGAAAGUUCAAUUGAUCUUUAUAAAACAAAACGACCUAUUCAUCAACAAUCACAAAUAUAUACAAAUGAAGAUGAAAAUAAUAAUAUUAAUAAAUGA